AUGAGUCGUCGGAGUGGUGGAUCGAAGCCUGAAUUGAAGCUGAAUGUAACCCCGGCGGCGCAGCAGGGGGAGUCGCCGUCGCCGUCGCCGUCGCCGACGAGGUCGUGCGUGUCGUCGGAGGGGGAGAGCAGCCCGGAGGCGACGUCAAUGAUGCUGGUGGGUUGUCCCAGGUGUCUUAUGUACGUGAUGCUGUCGGAACAGGAUCCUCGUUGCCCUAAGUGUAAGAGCACUGUUUUGCUCGAUGUCGUCCACCAGCAAAACAACCCCAACCCCAACCCCGCCGCCAAAAAGAGGAAUUCACAGUUAUGGGAAUGGAGCCUUAAUAGUGCUGCUGCUGCUUCGAUGGAUCUUUGA
This is a messenger RNA of Andrographis paniculata, 354 nucleotides long. Its product is annotated as protein GL2-INTERACTING REPRESSOR 1-like. The transcript is spliced from 2 exons. The record is from RefSeq and is a predicted model, not a curated record. Bases 1 to 354 code for a protein of 117 amino acids. Lineage: Eukaryota; Viridiplantae; Streptophyta; Magnoliopsida; Lamiales; Acanthaceae.